Mercenaria mercenaria is the source of this 607-nucleotide messenger RNA. RefSeq lists its product as uncharacterized. The annotation marks the transcript as partial. Lineage: Eukaryota; Metazoa; Mollusca; Bivalvia; Venerida; Veneridae. The transcript is spliced from 2 exons. The record is from RefSeq and is a predicted model, not a curated record.
AUGAAAAUCUGCGACUACAGUAGUUUGAUAUUUACGGGAAAUACCACUGUGCUACUUAUUUUAGCACUGACAACUGAUUAUUGGGAAUACCGGACGUUUGAUAAAAAUAAAAUAAUUGAAAUGGUCAACGACUCUACAGGGACGCAAAUAGUGUUGCCUUUUGAUACAGACUCGUAUUUUCAAAUUAAGAUUCUACCGAAUCUAACCAUUGCUACUUCUCUUUCAAGAUUUAGCCUGAUGAAAUCAGAGUCCCACUACCAUGCUCCUCUUUUCUUUAUUCGACGAUAUUUUCAAGGACCGGAAAUGAAUACAUCGGAACAGAACUUUAUUUUAGAAGAACUGGAACUGGACUUGUUUGAACAAUAUGGGAACUUAUUCCGUGACUGUGACUCACUAGAAGGUUUCUUUCUGACCAUUGGUAUAGCUCUUUUCCAUGGUAAAUGUCACAUUUUGCGGAAAAUGGAAUUCUUCCCGGGCCACAAUAUACCUUACAAGAAUAUACUCCACCGUUACAAAGUCUACACAUAUGGUUGGUCGUUUGUCUUGGCGUGGAUUUGCGUGUUCUUUUGUUACAUAGCAGCUUAUGUGUGGCUUAGUAAAGCACAAA